Molecule: messenger RNA, 1947 nt
Organism: Podarcis raffonei (Aeolian wall lizard)
Lineage: Eukaryota; Metazoa; Chordata; Lepidosauria; Squamata; Lacertidae
Gene: RRM2
Product: ribonucleotide reductase regulatory subunit M2
Exons: 10
Coding region: 110-1309 (399 amino acids)
Biological process (GO): deoxyribonucleotide biosynthetic process
Cellular component (GO): cytosol
Molecular function (GO): ribonucleoside-diphosphate reductase activity, thioredoxin disulfide as acceptor
Source: RefSeq, a predicted model, not a curated record
GGGGCCUCCUUCCCACUGCCAUCCGCACCCAGCGUCGCGAAGGGUUCCUGCCGCCGCCGCCGCCUCGCUCUUCGCCUCGCUCUCUUUUCUCUCUCGCCCGCCACCGGCCAUGAUCUCCUCCUCCGCCCGCAGCCCGCUCUCGGCUCGCAACGAGCAGCAGCGCCUCAGUUCGCGACUGCCGCCGCUGAAGGAUUUGGCGCUGAAGGACAAGGAGAACACGCCUCCGUCGCUCAGCGCUACCCGGGUCCUGGCGUCCAAAACGGCGCGGAAGAUAUUUCAAGAGCCCGGCCUUGAGGCGGAUGCACCUAAAGGAGUGACACAGCUGCCUUCAAACAGUGUACAAGAUGAACCUCUGCUUCGGGAGAAUCCCAACCGGUUCGUCAUCUUUCCCAUUCAGUACCAUGACAUUUGGCAGAUGUACAAGAAAGCAGAAGCAUCCUUUUGGACGGCUGAAGAGGUGGACCUCUCCAAAGAUCUCCGGCACUGGGAAUCCUUGAAGCCUGAAGAGAAAUAUUUCAUUUCACACAUCUUGGCGUUCUUUGCUGCAAGUGAUGGCAUUGUCAAUGAAAAUUUGGUGGAGCGAUUCAGCCAAGAAGUGCAGGUCACAGAAGCUCGCUGUUUCUACGGCUUCCAGAUUGCCAUGGAAAACAUCCAUUCAGAAAUGUAUAGUUUACUUAUUGAUACUUAUAUCAAAGACCCCAAAGAGAGGGAAUUUCUGUUCAAUGCAGUUGAAACCUUGCCUUGUGUUAAAAAGAAAGCCGAUUGGGCCAUGCGCUGGAUUGGGGACAAACAGGCAGCAUACGGAGAACGAGUUGUAGCCUUUGCUGCGGUGGAAGGCAUAUUCUUCUCUGGCUCUUUUGCAUCUAUAUUUUGGCUGAAGAAAAGAGGGUUGAUGCCUGGGCUCACUUUCUCUAAUGAACUGAUCAGCAGAGACGAGGGCUUGCACUGCGAUUUUGCUUGCCUAAUGUUCAAGCACUUGGUACACAAACCAUCUGAGGAAAGAGUGAAGGAGAUCAUCACUAAUGCUGUCAGGAUAGAACAGGAAUUCUUGACGGAAGCACUGCCUGUAAAGCUAAUUGGCAUGAAUUGCACUUUAAUGAAGCAGUAUAUUGAAUUCGUAGCAGACAGACUGAUACUGGAACUAGGUUUUAACAAGAUAUUCCAAGCUGAGAAUCCAUUUGACUUCAUGGAGAAUAUCUCACUGGAGGGUAAAACUAACUUCUUUGAAAAGCGUGUGGGAGAAUAUCAGAGGAUGGGGGUGAUGUCGAAACCUACAGACAACUCUUUCACUCUGGAUGCAGACUUCUAAAUUGAACCCAAGACUGUUUUGAGGUUUGCUUGAAAUAGCUAGCAGUCUGUCCAGUUGUCCUCAAAAUCCUUGCUCUUAUAACGUGUGGUGGUACUUUAGAAAAGUUUGGGAAUUUUGUUUGUUUCCGGUGCUGAUAAAUGUAUUUGUACAAUACAUGGGUCGCUUGAUCAUCAGAAAUAUCGGUGCUUGCUGGUCUGUUCCGUUAUCUGGUCGUAGGUCACCAGUAGUUCCUCCACAGAAAAGCAAGUUAUACGGGGUGCUGUAUAGAAAAUGGCAGUUUCAUGGCCUCUUCUAUGGGCUGUAGACAAGCUGCAGAAGCUACAUAACCACAUUGCCUCUUAGCAGGUUUUAAGUCUUUAUUUACUAUUUUAAUAAUUUGUACAUAAAUAUGGCACUUUAAUAAUAAAGGUCUGUCCUACAAUUCCUUGAAAAGGCUGUGGUAACGUGGGAGUUUAGAAUGAACUCUUUUUAGACUGCUUUUCAUCUUCAUUUCUCUGAUUUACUUGCAUGUAAAUUAAAUACCCGAAGUGCUGAAAUGAAAAUCUCUCGGAUGUGUAUGGCUUCCGAUAUAAGUAGACUUUGUAUAGAAGUAAAAACUUGAAUAAAGCUCCAGUUUUCAAACUGCUGGAUCAAAUGCU